AAUACUUAUUGUUGUUUUCUGAAACCAUUUCUAACUAAAAUUGUAUGAUUUAGCCAUGUUUUAACGAACCUCUACUGAAGAUGUUUCGAGUUGAUUAUGUGGGCAACGGUCCUUACCUGAGUUGUGCUUCGUCUGUUGUUCAUCACCGGCUAUCUUCAAGCGACCGGUUCCUGGUGCUGUCCUCAGACGGGCUUUACCAAUAUUUCAACAAUGAAGAGGUAGUUGUCCAUGUCACCUGGUUCCUGGAAAAUGUUCCCGAAGGCGAUCCUGCAAAAUACCUUGUAGCAGAGCUUCUAUUCCGUGCCGCAAAAAAUGAAUGGAAUGGAUUUUCAUGAAUUGCUGGAUAUUCCUCAUGGAGAUCGUCGUAAAUAUCAUGACGAUGUUUCUGUUAUGGUCGUUUCCUUGGAGGGAAGGAUUUGGAGAUCAUCC
Molecule: messenger RNA, 429 nt
Organism: Vigna unguiculata (cowpea)
Lineage: Eukaryota; Viridiplantae; Streptophyta; Magnoliopsida; Fabales; Fabaceae
Source: RefSeq, a predicted model, not a curated record